AUAAGAAAAGAGUACAAGAGAGCACACACAUUAGAAAAGACUACAACAUGUCAACCAAGAAGUAUGAUAGUUUUAAGGAUCUGAGAAAAGGAAAAUAUGAUUGGAAGGUUCCUGCAAGGGCACUGAACUCUUGGAAAGGCUACACCAGAACUGGGGAGGCUUUCAAGGGUUACAACUUAUUGCUUCUAGAUCAUAAGAGAGCUAGAAUCCAUGCUUUUGUGCCUGCAAGACUAGAAGAGGAAGUAGACAAAUUGGUUGAUCUCGGCAAAAUCUACCUCAUACAAAACUUUACUGUCAAAGACUACAAAGCAGAUGACAAAUUUAGGUGCCUUAGAAAGAAUAUACAGAUUCAGUUCGGGGAGGAGACUAUAAUCACUCAACUACAAGAAGAAGAUAUAAGUAUUGAAAAGACUUGGUUCGACUUCUAUGAUCUUGCUGAACUGAAACCCCUGUCUACUCAAACUACUUACUUGACUGAUGUAAUGGGAGUAAUGGAAAAACAUGACCCCAUUGGCAAACUGACAAAUAGGCACGGGAAGGUCCAAUCACAGUUAAAAUUUGGCAUUACUGAUGGCAGUACAACUGCCCAUGUAACUCUAUGGGAUGAUUUUGCUGAGCUUUUCUCUUCUAUGCUGAAAAUGGACCAAGAAGAAUACAAAAUCUUGAUACUCGGUGGUGCUAGAAUAACAAAAUGGGGAGAUGAGGCUGUCAUUACACAUGUCCAUGCUACUACUUUCUAUAUUAACUACGACAUCCCCUGUGUUCAUCAGUUAAGAAAAAGGAUACCACACCCUAGCUUCAAAAAAGAUAAUAUUUUCAAGGGAAGGAACAGGUCUCCAGCUGUCUAUAAAGUGAAAGACAUAAAAGAGCUUGGAGAACAAUAUGAUGAGACUGAACUGAUAUGCCAAGUGAAAAUUAUGGAGUUUGAACAAGUCAAAAACUGGUUCAAACCUUUUUGCACCUCAUGUUAUGGAGAGUGCACUGUAAUUGGUAAUUUGAAAACAUGCAGCAUAUGCAACAGGACUGUCCCUUAUGCUGAGAACAGAUUUGAACUACACACUCUGGCAAGUGAUGAGACUGGGCAAAUGAAAAUAAUUUUGGAAGACCGUGAAGUCAGGAGGUUGAUUGGAAAAACUGCACUGGAUUUAAUUGAAGAGGGAAACAAGGUGGACAUUUUCCCUGCUAUCUUAGACAACUUAAAGAACAAGUUCUACAGCAUCAAAAUACUAAUCAAAGAAGCAAAUACUAAGUAUAAAGUAGAUGCUUUCCUAGCAACAGAUAUCAUUGAAGGGAGCUACACUGAGAUAAAAAACGAGACAGAACGAGAAUACCCUCAACCUAUUCAGUCCUUCGAAACACAUCUAUCAGAGUCAAGCUAUCAUCUGGAUUCCGCCAACUAAAUCUGAUUCCACGGACUAAAAUCUAAGGAUAUCUAUGAUUGAUUCCUCUUAUUUAUUAUUAAUGAGUCUACUUUAUUAUCUAAAAUAGGACAUCCCUGUUGUUCAU
Molecule: messenger RNA, 1506 nt
Organism: Daucus carota subsp. sativus
Lineage: Eukaryota; Viridiplantae; Streptophyta; Magnoliopsida; Apiales; Apiaceae
Exons: 10
Coding region: 48-1400 (450 amino acids)
Source: RefSeq, a predicted model, not a curated record